UUCCUCCAUCAAUUUGAGCCGGUUGCUUCAUAUUUUUGGAACUCUGGGUUUGCCAACAGCGUGGGAAUCCAUAUCAGAGCUUUUUACGCUGAUUUUUGAGAUGCUUUAUGAUGAAUCCAAAGUCAACGUCGUGGUUCUACUGUUCAUUUACGAGAUUCAAUCGAAGAUUUCAUUUGGCUCAAGCAGAAUUGAAGGCCUUUCUUCUUGAAUUCUGCGAUUUGAGGAAUUUUGGGAAACAUGUUACUGUACACAGCGAGAAUGAGAUUUUGCCAUAUGCUUGAACCACGUAUUGUUUCUGCCAAACUUUUUGUGGAUGUUUGUCGGUUCUUGAAGGUGCUGCUAUUGAAAUGUCAAUUGAACAAACUCUUUAGUUUUGCUUGUACGGUUGUUGGAGUUUGUGGACCUGCACAAUUGACUUUAGACUGUUUAUGUCAAGCUUGAGUUCCUUGAGUACGUAUACCUGUGAUUGUGAUCCAAAAUGGUGACCACUUGGGAUGGCAUGCUACCACUUGAACUUUGCUUUUUUGCUUUGAUGUUUGAGGGCUGAACGUGGGUGCUGACCCUGGGUAAUUUGAUGCUGGUAUGGGUUUCACAACCUGGGUUUUUGCUGCUUUUUACUCACUCCAUUGCUUGGGCUGCUUAUUUAAUUACAUGGUGGUAUUUUGGCACUGUUUUGGGGCUGUUAUAACCAAUUUGAGAUGCUGGAUUUUGAGGGACUGUGGGAAAUGCUGGGCUGCUGAUUUGAGGGGACUGAGGGUGCAUUUGUGCAGUAGCCGCUGAGUAUAACCUUAGCCUGGUUACCUCAUGGACAUUAUUUUUGAUAGUCAACCCUGAUGGAGCUGUUUUGGGGUGACUGCCCAUGGGGUUUUUUGGGCUGGAAUAUGGAUGGUACCUGUUGGUUUUGGGAAUGGCAGACCUGCGCAAGGACCUGAGCUUCUCACUGUCUUAGUCACUGCCAGGGCUGCUUUUGGAGCUGAUUUGGGAUUAUUUUGGAUGGUUUGGGGAUGAUGCUGGACCUGAAUAUGCUAGACACUGUCUGGUCUUUAACCUGUGAUUGUUUUGGGUGUUCCUUGAUGGUUGUCACUCGGAUUUGGGGCUGGAAUUGGAGCUGAAUCUCUUGGGCAUGAUGGUCUAAUUGGUUAGCUUCUGUAUUUUUUUCCUGCUGCCCCUGGGUUUGCCUCAUUUAUUGAGGUAAUACCAACUGUUUUGGAUUGGUUUUUCACGCGGUUUUGCCUCAUGAUGGAGGUAAUACCAUUUCGAUUUGGGUUGAGUUUUAUGUUGUAUUUGCCUCAAUGGUCCUGCUGGCAGGCUGCCUAAGCUCUUUCUCACCCUUUCGGUUGGGGCUUUUGGAGGAGCCUGGGUUAUCUCGACCAACAAGUGCAUCUUGUGGCUGAAUUGGCUUUUUCUCGGGUUUUGUUUUCGCUGGGAGUUAGUUUUCGCUGGAUCCUGCCUAUCUACGUCUUGCUUCUGAACUCAAACCGAGGGCAAUUGUGGAUGAAGGCUUACGGGACAACCUAGUGAACUUGCACCUAGUCUUUAUGGGGACGCUUGCCAAAUACCUUGGGGGAACUCUGACCAUAGACUAGGGAGGGGUUUGUAUGGCAGAGUGUGUGUCUCUCGGGUCACUUUGGAGGUUAAGCUGUCUGCCUUGACGAGGGUGGACAACUUCUGGCACUCGGGGAUUGGCCCCUUAGCAUGCCGGUGGAAAGCAUCAACCUCGUUGAUGGAUGAUGGUGACUAUGGCUGGGCGAGUCGCGACACUGUUCAUCCCUGGGAUUGACUUCCGAUUCCAUCUCGAAUUUUUGAUGUUUUUGAUAUGAUUCUUGGAGCUCCUGGAUCGUUUUGAGCUAAGGAAUCCAUUUCUGUGCUCAAUUUCUUGAUUUCGUUGCUGGAUUGGGGCAGAAUCAGAGGUCAACUCCUCCGUGUCACUGUUCAUCUGCGACAUUGAAGAGCUCAAUUGACCUUGGCUCAAGCUCUUUUGAUGCCAAUUUUGUGGGGAAUUAUGAGCGACAUGGGGUGCUCUUUCAAGGCCAGAGGUUGGGUUUCCACUCCAAUUGAUGAACCCUUCGAUUUUGAGCAAAACUGGGUUUGCAAUUCACUGUUCACAGCGGAGAUUUCCUGCCCAGGUUUAACCAUCGUCCAAGCUUGUUCUUGCCCCCAUUUUUGGGUAUUGUGGUCGUCUUCCAGGGGCCUUUUAACUGGUUGUGUUGGAUUGUUGAUUCAUCUAACUCGUUUUGGCCUCCUUGAAUUUGCUCUUCGUGGCACUAUUCAUGUUCGUGGUUUCCCUGUAUUGUAUGUUGAGGAUGGUUUGGGUUUUUAGCUCGUGCUUUUCUUUCUCUGCAGUAUAAGGGUAACUUGAAGGUGAAUUUGUUUGCUUGCAAUUGUGGUGUUUGUAUCUUUUGGCAGUGGCAUUACCCGUGUUUUCCCCAUUCUCCUUGCUGUUGUAGUGAAUGCUGCCCAGGUUUGGUGUUUGUGUUCCAACACAGGUUUUACGAGGUGAUGGGGUAUUAUGGGCUAUGUCUUGUACUAUGUAUCAUGUUCAAUGUGUAUGGGAAGGGCUUCCUUUAUGGUAUCUCAUGCAACCUUCCUUGAAACACCAUCUUUAUUGGGAAGCCAUUGUUGAGUCUUUGAACUCCAAUGUUUUAAUACCCUAUAGGGCGACAUCCUGGUGUUAGCUUCAACCAAUCUGUUUGAUGUUUGUUGAAGGUAAGUUCAGAUCUCCUGGGGGUAAACCUAACCUGUUUGUUGAUAUGGACUUGUACACUGCCCAGACCCCUGGGUAUUUGCGCCUGUUCUGCCCUUUGGACUUCACUCAACCCUGUUGUGGAAAGACCAAAGGGCUGUUGAUCAUUGGGCUAUUAUCCAGGGACUCAAUACUGCGUUUUGGAGGGGAAGAACUGCUGAUGGUCCUGCUGCAUUCUUGGACAGAGAUAAGAACAGGGAAUAGCUUCAACACCAUGACAUGGGAAGUGUAUGAUGGUACCUCCCAGGUGUUUGGAUAACUUGAACCUUAGUAAGUUGCUGUUUUGGAUUACUGGCAGAGGUUUCUUCACAGAUUUACUGUCCCCUUCACGCCGCUGCCCAAUACCUUACUCCUGGCUUUCUUAAACUAACUUGGCAUUCUUGUGCUGGAGUUGCUGUUUCUGUGUUUGUGCAAGGUUGGAAGCUGCUGUUUGGUGGGCCAAACGAGAAGGGGUGCUACCUUUCUCCUCGUGGGCUGACUUUGCUGCUUUUAGUGUUGCUUGAACUUUGGAGACAUGGAUAAAGGAACUGGGCAGGGGCAGAUUCUUGUGGCACAAAUGUGGAUGCGGCUUGUGGACUUCCCCACCCGGGUUACCUUGUGACGUUUUGAGGAGGAGGAGGACAUUUGAAUGGCUGUUCCCACCGUCACACCUUUGACCUUGGCUUUCUUUUUGGGCCAAGUAUUUUGCAAGAGCUUUGUGAUCUCAUACCCGGUCUGAUGUGGGAUACUAGUACCAUACGUCACGCCGUCCCUGUACAGCCGAGGCUUCCUCUGGCGUUUGGCAAUGGUGGCUCCUUGGAUUAUGGGUACGAUAUUUCAUAAUUGGGGGUGAACUUGAAGAUCCUAGCUUUGCUAAGGGAUAUGUUGAUGCAGUGGCACGCAUUAACGCUCGUGACCCUUCGGUUUUGGUGUCUUGAUGAUUUGCAAAGCUCUCUUGACCACGGACACUGGAUUGUUCCAAUGAUGAAGGAUUCCAUACCUUCGGAGGAUAAUUUGAGGAAUGACACGUGUUGAUGAGGACAGGCCUUGGUAAAGGAUUCCAUGUGCUCGUUACUCUUGUUUUUGAAUAUCUAGGCGUGUGUGCCUUUGUCUUUGUUGAUUUUUAGGGGUAUGCCCUGAUGCUUUGUAUGUUUACUUUGUGGAUGUACAUUGUAUUUACUCCUGGAUAUUAAUAAUUUACAUUUUAUCCU
Messenger RNA from Cuscuta campestris, 3933 nucleotides. The record is from the annotation of a GenBank genome assembly. NCBI's taxonomy places the organism in Eukaryota, Viridiplantae, Streptophyta, Magnoliopsida, Solanales, Convolvulaceae.